AUGUCUAGAACAUAUAUCUACAAAGAUUUACAUUGUAAAAAAUUUGCUGAUGAUGUAAUAGAAGCAUCAGAUGGAAACAUAUAUUUCAGUAUUCCAACUACCAAAUUUGGUUUACACAAUUGGUAUCUGGAUGUACUUGAAGCAAGACCUCAUGGACAACUUUUAAAGUACAAUCCUAUAUCAAAUGAAACUGUUAUUGUCCUUGAUGAUUUAGCUUUUGCCAAUGGUGUUGCAUUAUCCAAAGAAGAAGAUUAUGUUGUGGUCUGCGAAACUUGGAAAUUUAGGUGUGUUAAGCAUUGGCUAAAAGGAAUUAACAAAGGCAAAACAGAUAUCUUCAUUGAAAACCUCCCUGCUGGACCUGAUAACAUUAAUCUUGCUCCGGAUGGCUCAUUCUGGAUCUCUUUAAUUAAGGUGACUUCUGAAAAUAUGGGGUUUGUGCACACUUCUAAAGUAUGCAAGCACUUUGUAGCUUUAUUUCCAAGGCUAGUUAACAUGGUUAAUCGUGUAACUAAGUCAGCAAUGGUGGUGAAAGUGGAUACUGAAGGCAAUAUUAUUAAAAAGUUUGGUGAUAAUGAUGGAAAGAUAAUUAGUUUUGUAACUUCAGCUGUUGAGUUUGAAGACCAUCUUUACUUAGGUAGUCUUAAUACUGAUUUUGUUGGGAAAUUUCCACUGCAAAAUGCAUAGAACUAGUGAAGUUGUUCGUUCAGCUCUUAAUAUUGAAUAAUUAGUUUUGGUAUGUAUGUACUAUGAUUUAUACAUACUACAUAACAUAUCUAGGAGAGUGAUUUUAAGUUAAUUUAUGAAUAUGAUUUACCAUGUGUGACAAUAUUUCGUAUGAAUGAAUAAGAUUAUACAUAAAUUGGUUUAUGUAUAAGUUUAUGCACGAAACUACA
This is a messenger RNA of Trifolium pratense (red clover), 893 nucleotides long. RefSeq names its product adipocyte plasma membrane-associated protein-like. Gene Ontology annotation, biological process: biosynthetic process. The coding region runs from base 1 to 684 and encodes 227 amino acids. The transcript is spliced from 4 exons. NCBI's taxonomy places the organism in Eukaryota, Viridiplantae, Streptophyta, Magnoliopsida, Fabales, Fabaceae. The record is from RefSeq and is a predicted model, not a curated record. Gene Ontology annotation, molecular function: strictosidine synthase activity.